Molecule: messenger RNA, 1410 nt
Organism: Mercurialis annua (annual mercury)
Lineage: Eukaryota; Viridiplantae; Streptophyta; Magnoliopsida; Malpighiales; Euphorbiaceae
Exons: 1
Coding region: 1-1410 (469 amino acids)
Molecular function (GO): nucleic acid binding; RNA-DNA hybrid ribonuclease activity
Source: RefSeq, a predicted model, not a curated record
AUGCACAAUCCACAAUCACUAAUUUAUCAAGUAUACCAAAGUAAGUACUUCCCUACAACCACAAUAUUGGAAGGGAAAUUAUCUGGAAGACCCUCGUGGGGUUGGAGAAGCUUACUUUGGGGUAGAGAGCUUCUUAUCCAAGGUCUUCGAUGGCAAAUUAAUGAUGGAAGUACACUGAAUUAUUUUAAGGAGCCAUGGAUCCCAGGAAAUUAUCCUUUCCUUCCAAAAGCCAGAACGACACAGCAACAAACUACAGGAGUAAUAUCUGACCUCAUCAAUCAAACUACAAGGAAUUGGAAAACAAGUAUGAUUCUGGAGAUCUUUGCUCAGGAUGAUGCAAGAACCAUUCUUGCCCUACCACUAUCUUACUGGCCACAUCCAGAUAAACUAAUUUGGCACCACACCAGAGAUGGGAAUUACACGGUGAAGUCAGGGUAUCAUAUUGCACAUAAUAAAGGACUCAGGGAAUAUCAAUCAACCAUCCCUCAUCUCUCCAAACCAGAUUGGAAACUUUUAUGGGGUCUACAAAUCCCAAACAAAAUAAAAGUAUUCAUUUGGCGAUGUCUUCAUGAGGGACUCCCAACAGGCAUGGCUCUACACCAACGGCUACUACUACCACCAAACUGCAAGUUUUGUGAAGAAACAGAAAGUCUUACACAUCUCCUAUUAUCCUGCCCUUUUGCAAGACAGGUAUGGUUCCAAGGUCCUCUGAAUUUCCGAUCCGACUGGGAUACAUUCCCAAGCUUUUCACUCCAUUGGAAGCAUACGACAUCACAACUGCAAAACCUGGCUUCCGAAACACAAGCUUUACCAUUAUAUUGCUUUACAUUGUGGCACAUUUGGAAGGCAAGAAAUAGUCGCAUUUUCAAAGACAACCUUCCAACAAUCGAGGGGACAAUCCGAAGUAUCAUACAGGACGCAGAAGAAUUUGAGCAGUCCUUGAUACCAAUGCACAAUGUUGCUCCUCCCAACAAUCCAUACCAAUCAAAUAUCCAAGAUAUUCCAACAGGGUUCAUAAAGCUAAACUAUGAUGCUGCGGUCCACAAACAACGGAAACAGGGAUUUGCUGGAAUUGUUACAAUGGAUGAACACAGGCGCAUUCAAGGGAAAUUUUCAACGACAUUCUGCUUUAUAUGGGAUCCGGGAAUUUUGGAAAUGAUGGCCCUAAGGGAGGCCAUGAACUGGGCACUUUCCAGAGGUUGGACAAAGGCCAUUUUUGAAGGUGAUGCCCUACAAAUAUCCACAAUCAUAAAUUCACAAAAAUGCUCAAUAGCAUCACUACAGGGUAUUUGUGCAGACAUCUGGCGUCUUCUAAAUUCCUUCACAUCGGCUGUAAUCCAAUCGGUUCCAAGAAACCAAAACCAGGAAGCUCACAAUUGGGUUCAAGAAGUCAAACGUCGUAUCCUUUAG